Penicillium canariense is the source of this 1344-nucleotide messenger RNA. Its product is annotated as putative tetracycline transporter. Gene Ontology annotation, molecular function: transmembrane transporter activity. Gene Ontology annotation, biological process: transmembrane transport. The transcript has 2 exons. The coding region runs from base 1 to 1344 and encodes 447 amino acids. The record is from RefSeq and is a predicted model, not a curated record. Lineage: Eukaryota; Fungi; Ascomycota; Eurotiomycetes; Eurotiales; Aspergillaceae. Gene Ontology annotation, cellular component: brush border membrane.
AUGGCUAUCGCUGGCGCCCAACGAAAACAGGUUCUCAAGGUGUUGAUGAUCUCGCUCCUACUAGACCUCAUCUCCUUUACCUUCAUCCUGCCCCUCUUUCCUUCUCUACUAUCCUUCUACCGCGCGCAAGACCCAUCGCCCACCUCCCUCCUCAACCGCAUCUUUCACUACCUCAACGCAUACAAAAACGCCUUCGCCCGUCCCAUCGACUCUCGCUAUGACAUCGUCCUCCUCGGCGGAGCCCUGGGCUCACUCUUCUCCCUCCUGCAAGCUUUCGUCGCCCCGAUAAUCGGCCACCUCUCCGACCGCCACGGCCGCCGGCGCGCCCUGUUAACCGCCAUGGUCGGGAAUAUCUGUAGCGUCGCGCUCUGGGUCUCUGCGACGGACUUCCGGACGUUCCUGGCUAGCCGGGUGGUCGGCGGGCUCAGCGAAGCCAAUGUACAACUAGCCAACGCCAUUGUUGCAGAUGUCACGGACGAAUCGCAUCGUGGCGCGUCGAUGGCGCUUGUCGGGGCUUGUUUCAGCAUUGCUUUCACGUUCGGCCCGAUGCUGGGUGCUGCGCUGAGCUCGGUGGAGAUUGUUGUCGCGAACCCGUUCAUCGCGGCUGCGCUGGUCUCGCUGGUUCUUAUUUUCGCCGAGACGGUCUAUCUGUGGGCGUGUUUGCCGGAGACGCAUCCGCGGUUUACUACGCUGAAACAAGAGGCCAAAGCUGAGUCUGAUGGGAUGGAGCAGUCUUCGUCGAAGGGUAGGUCCGUCGCGUCUCGCGGGCACACGAAUAACCCGGCCCUCCUCAAUGCCCUCCACUUCCUCUUCCUGCUCCCGUUUUCGGGCCUGGAGUUCUCUCUUCCCUUCCUGACGGCCACCCUCUACGCUGGAACUACCACGGCUAGCCCAGCCGCGUUGAACGGCCGUCUCCUCUCCUUGAUGGGCCUGAUUGCCUCCCUCCUCCAGGGUACAGUAGUCCGGCGUCUACCCCCGCUAGUCACCGUGCGAGUCGGCGUCAUCGCCUGCGCGCUGUCAUUCUUCUGUCUGGCGCAUGUCUCCUCCCCAUCAGGUCUCUACGCCGCAGGCGGCUUAUUGGCUGUGACGAGCGCCACAGUUGUUACAGGCCUGAACAGUUUAGGCAGCUUCGAGGCCCGGGAGGCCGAGCGUGGGGCUGUGAUGGGCCGGCUCCGCGGUUGGGGUCAAGCCGGACGUGCGGCUGGUCCGAUCCUGUUUUGUACGUUGUUCUGGUGGGCCGGGCGCGGAACGGCGUAUACUGUCGGCGGUUUGGCCAUGUCCGUUGUGGCCGUGAGCGUCUUCGGCCUCUUGAAGUCACCUUCGGGGCAUGCUAAAAUGGAGUAG